Bacidia gigantensis is the source of this 2862-nucleotide messenger RNA. RefSeq lists its product as uncharacterized. Gene Ontology annotation, molecular function: protein binding; ADP binding. The record is from RefSeq and is a predicted model, not a curated record. Bases 1 to 2862 code for a protein of 953 amino acids. Lineage: Eukaryota; Fungi; Ascomycota; Lecanoromycetes; Lecanorales; Ramalinaceae. The transcript has 3 exons.
AUGGCAGAAUUCAUUGCGGCAGUGAGCUUGGCGUCCAGCAUCGCUCAACUCACCGAUUUCAGUAUCAAGGUAGUGAAACGUCUGAACGAGUUCAUGCGAGAUGUUGAGGGCCUCCCGCAGUGUUUCCAGCAUAUGGCGAACCAAUUACCAAUCAUGAUAGGCAUCGUCGAGAAAUUGCACAAACGAGCGGACAAACAAGAAUUCAGCAACGAAACCGAGGAACGCCUGAAAUGCCUUUUUGGUGGCUUGGAGAAAGAGCUCAAAGCUCUGGAUGAUCUUCUUGGCAAAAUAAAGCCAUCUGCCCAGGCUUCAACAUGGGAGAAGGGGCUCAAGGCUAUGAAAAGCCUGAAAGCCCAGAGAACAGUCGAAAACUACGCUUCAACGGAUCAAUUGGACUACGUCAAGGCGCAGACAGAUCAGAUCAUGUCACUUCUUAGUUCUUCUUACGACCAGAAGCUAGCAAUCCAAUCCAUGGUUCCGGCCAUGACGAGAAAGCCAAUUUGGAUGCUUGACUUUGAUCCUGACGAAGAUUUCAUUGGUCGUGAAGAUAUCAUGAACGAAAUUGAGCAGCGAUUCCAAGCUAUGGCUAAACGAGUAGCUGUUGCAGGUAUUGGUGGAAUCGGUAAAUCCCGCGUAGCUAUCGAGUACUGCUAUCAGAAACGGCGACAAGAAAGUCCGAUGGAUGUAUUCUGGGUCCACGGAGCGACCAGGAGCAAAUUUGAAACGGCGUAUCGGAAGAUCGCCAGACUCCUGGGCUUAUCCUGCCACGAUGAUAACGACGUUGAUGUGCUUCAAAGGGUCCAAGAUCACCUCAGCGAAAACCUAGAUCGUCCGUGGGUUAUGGUUGUAGAUAACGCUGACAGCCAUGACCAGUGGCUGCUAUACAAGCAGAACGAUAGAAAAAUACCGAAAGUAUUGAUUGAUUACCUCCCGCGGUGCUCUCAUGGGAGGAUCCUAAUCACGACUCGAGACAGCCAGCUCGGUUACAAGCUUACAGAAGCAAAGACGAAUCCAAUUCACAUUCGCAGAUUUGGUCCCCAAGAAGCGUGCAAACUAUUCAAAGCAAAGCAUCCUGGUAGCAUUACUCUCAGCAAUGACGACUUGAGUGAGCUUACAGAGGCACUGGAGUAUUUGCCGCUCACUAUCACUCAAGCCGCGGCGUAUCUCAAUCAGAUUGAGAUGACUGCUAGCGAGUACUUGUCUGACUUCAGGGCUGGUUCGUCCGACAUUCCCGAACUUUUGACUGAGAGCGUCGAUGAUCCGAGUCGAGAUCGCGAGACUUCAAAUUCUGUAUUUCAGACUUGGCGACUAUCUUUCGAGCAAAUAUCCAAACAAAGUCCACGAGCAGCUGAGAUACUGUCUAUGAUGGCGAUGCUCGAUCGACAAGAGAUAUUUCAGGACCUUCUUCGGAAAGAUGAUGAAUCCCUCAUCCAAUUCAAAGGAGCCAUUUCAAAACUCAAGGCAUUUUCCUUUAUCAAAGAGGUUGGGAAGCCCCCCAAAUUCAGUAUGCACCGACUGGUACAGCUUUCCACUCAAAGAUGGAUGGAAGCACGUGGCGAGCUGAAAGUCUAUGAAGAGAAAGCUUUGGCUACAGUAUCGUCUGUCUGUCCCAUAUCAGCAGACUACGAAGAUUGGGCGGCAUUCUCGGAGCUUAAACCUCAUAUCAAUGCCGUUCUUGAAUACAAAGUGAACGCUAGGCAGGCUCUAAUCGAUCGCGCGCGCAUUCUUCAUGGCUUUGGCCACUAUCUGAUGUUACAAGGCCAAGAAAGCGCGGCCUCAGAGCUGCUUGAGGAGGCAUGGGCUAUUCGGCGGGAACAUCUAGGAUACGAUCACGAGGCGACUCUUACAACUAUGGGCGUUCUUGGAGUCAGCUAUAGCAUGCGAGGCAAAGAUUUCUGGCGCAAAGCUCAAGACAUUCAGCUCCACGUGUUGGACUUGUCCCGGCGAACCCUAGGCGAGAAUCAUCGCCUGGCAUUGAAAAGUGAGUCCCGUCUAGCCAUUACCUAUAAUAAGGAAGGCAAACAUCAGCGAUCCAAGGAACUACACGUCCAGAUUCUUCAAAAGAUGAAGACAAUACUUGGAGAAGACGACCUGGAUACCCUCAAAGAGAUGUCGUGUCUCAUGUUCAUCUUCAAUCGAUUGAAGCAGUGGCGCGAAGCCGAGGACGUAGGCUUGGUUGCCUACCGUUUGCGAAGCAAGGUACUCGGCGAAACACACCCCGAUACCGUCACUAUUAUGGCUCAGCUGUGCAUCGUAUAUAAUGCUCAACGUCGAUGGGAGGAAGCUGCCAGACUUGAGCGGAAAGUGCUCCAAUUGAGGCUCGAUACUCUCGGUGCGGAGCAUCCGAAAUCACUCAGUUCGAUGGAAAGCCUUGCUCGUAGCCUCGUUUACCAGAAAGGUCAAUCUGAGGCUGACUCGCUUCUGAGCCACGUCCUUGACGUCCGGACACGCAUGCUCGGGCCACAACACCGUCUCACUUAUACCGUAUCAUCCCAGUUGAAGCGUCUAAGACAGACAGGACAACUGCGAGCCAUCAGGCCUCCACCUUCAUCCUCAUCGUCCUUUGGAGGUAGGCCAGGACAUUCCUUGGGUGGGUCAGCCGAAAGUAUCCCUACAAUCUCGCUGGUAGAAUCACGGGAAGAUACUCAAGGCCAGCUUGACGAUGGUAGGCAGGGAGGUCAAGAAGCUCCUAAUCCGGGAAGCGCAAGUCUACACCAACAUGGAGAUGGAGUGAGCGGUCAUCAGCAAAGACAGACUUGGGGUAGCAGUCCGCCUCCUCCAUACACAGAACGGGCACUGAGCAAUAACUGGAGGGGUAGAUCGGGCAGUCGUAGUCCAAGGCCAGGUCACAAUCAACAUUGA